UGAAUCCUGUGAUUCCGGUUCCGGGUGAUCGGAAAUAUCGGAAUCCGAAAAACAGGUGUAAUCUGUAAAUGGAAUUUGUAAUUUUUAUUUGGGUUUGAUAGUUGAGUGGAUUUCCUAUCUUGUUCUCAUGAUAACAUGAAAUGAAGCUUUUAUAAUUAUAUGAAGAGGACUGACAAAAUGUAGUUUAUAUAUUGUUUAUCAGCUGGAUAUGUCGAAACUUUUUUCCUUGGGUGUUAUAGUUGCCGUAUCAGGCAUAUUGAUAAUAUACCCAAUUUCGCUUAUUUCUAUUCUUAUAUUAAUUGCUACAGUAUCAACGGUUGCCUUUACUGCAUUUACUGUAAUAUGGGUCCAUCUUGCUCUGAGCUCAACACACAAAACAAUUGUAGGCCCGGAAAGUCUGUUCAAAAAUAUGGAGCAGCAUCGCAACAGAAUAAUGCAUUCAUAUGAAUAUGACUUAAGACAUAAGCCAAGCAUCACAUAUGUAUCGAUUGCUGGUAAAACUGUUGACAGUUUGCUUAAACAACUUUUGGACUUCUUUGUUAGGGAUUUCAUAUUAUAUUUUGUGGAUAACCAUGCCUAUGAUGCUGAAUCCAUAUGUGAAAAUAUCAAGGAGGAUUUAUGGAGUGGGGCAAAAACUCUCCAGGAAAGACUAUCUAGGGUUGAUCACAUAAAACUGAUUGCGUGCGACAUUGUAACAAAGAUCACUUUACAUUUCGAAAAGAUAAGGGAGGCCAAAACAUUAGCUUUGGAAAACAGGAAACUUCCAGUUUUUGCUCUUUCUAACCAUGUGAUAUCAUUUUCCAAUGAAGUGGAAUUCCUAAGGAACCUGAGCGAACUCCUGAUUAUGUUUCUCCUCCCAAGAAGUUAUUUUUUAUCACCCUCCAAAUAUCUCAUCAGAGAGUGCCUGGUCUUCAAAUUGUUUUUACCACUCAUCAAUGAAAUAACCGAUCCUGACUUCAUAAAUAGAAAUAUCAUCGUGUACAUCGAGAGCCGAAAAAUAUCAUCUAAUGUUUAUGUAAAAGCAUUUGAAAGUGCCAGAACAUUCGAAGACUUUUUGAAAAUUAUCAGAAAAACAGAUAACAUGGAUGCAUUGGUGUCUAUAAGGUAUAAUAUAGUGAAUAGGAUAAUGCAGGCAACUACAUUGCAAAAUCUGAAUCGAACUAAAGGAAUUGAUUUGGACAAUGAAAAGGCAAGUCUUUCAAUUGCAGGGAUCAGUAAAGCUGAUCUGAUGGCAGCAAAAAAAUUGAAGAAAUAUAUUAACCAACUAACUUAUGCCAAGAAAGAAUGUGAAAGACAGCUCAGUGAUAUUGGUGAAGGUAGCCAAUAUCAAUUCACAGAUGAAAAAGAAAAAGUUAUGCCUCUCAAGAAUAUUCUGGAGCAUAUAAUAGGAAGAAAAUUCUUAUCUCAAUUUCUAGAAACCUUAGCAAGUCACGAUUUAAUUCGGUUCUGGUCCGCCGUGGAAGAAUUGAGGACGGCGCCAAGAAAAAACUGGCAUCAACUCGGUGCAGAAAUUUUUUACACAUUCAUCAGAAAUUCUACCGGCGAAAUAAAGGUCGACAAAAGCGUUAAGAAGAGGAUGGAAGGAUUCUUAUUGGGUGAUAGGGGUCCAGAAGUGUUUUAUUUGGUACAAGAUAUGGUGGUGCAAACUAUUGAAGAUAAAUACUACCAACCAUUUCUAAUUAGCGAUUACUACAAAGAAAUGAUAAGAGCUCUGGAGAAAGAGGAUAAGGCAGAGUCUGAUUCUAUUGGUUCUUGGGAAGAGAGACAGUCAAUAGAUUCCAUAACAUCCGACACUGGCUCUAAUGUUGGUGAACAUAAUAUUUAUGCGAAGAGAAAACUUGACCAGCUGCAGGAAAAGUGUAACAAUAAAGUUCAGGCACUUCAAGCAUUACGUACCACCUUGAGGCCCGAUUCGAAGGUUCUGGGCAUCUUAGAAAAAGAAGUUGAGUGGCUUCAAGGAGAAAAGCGGCAGUUGGAGGCCCACAUAAACAGAACAGAAAUAUGGGGUGAAAAUUUGGGCAAAUGGAGAGCAGUCGUUCAAAGUGUUGAGGUUCCUGAUGAAAAAGAGCCACCACAAUUUGUCAUGGUGGUCCAUAUGCUCGCAAAUGAUACUAUGGAAGGAGAGGAGAGUAUAAGUACUGGAUGGGUAGUAUGUAGGAGCCUGUACCAAUUCCAGGAAUUGCACAGGAAGUUACGAACCAUGUGUUCAGAAAUAAGAAGCUUAGAACUACCAUCCAAUACUUUCAAGUUUUUGUUUGGGAAAACUGAUAAGGCAUCACUUGAGAAGGCGAAACAACAAAUUCAAAAAUAUCUCGAGUUCAUACUCCAAGACGAUAAGUUAAACCAAAGCGAAGCCAUUUAUUCCUUUUUGAGUCCAAGUUCCGACCAUUUGAAACAUACAAGUUCCAGUCCAAAGAAAACUAGAUUCUCAUUUUCAACACUUUUCAAGAGCAACACAGAACAAAGCAGAGACCGCAAUACAUUCCUCAGGGAAAGCGAUGAAGAAGACAUAUCCCAGUGUUUGGAAAUAUUGGGAAGUACCGACACUGCCGACUCGUUGAAAUCAAAUGGAAGUCAAAAAAUUUAUGACGAAGCCAAAGACACAAUAGCAGAGCCCCUCUACUCGUUAAUGAGUGAGAUAUUCGACAUGAGGGGAGUUUUCAAAUAUUUGAGGAAAACGCUGAUAGCUUUCGUUCAAGUAAGCUAUGGUCGUAGCAUCAAUCGUCAAAUCCGUGAUACAAUCGAUUGGUUCCUCUCGGAACAAAUGUUACAUUACUAUGUCACGCUUGUGCUGAAGAAUUUCUGGCCUGGUGGCACUCUGACCGACCCGUCACCAGUGAGAAGUAAACAAGAAAUUGCAGAAACUACGAAGAAAGCCAAAGAGUUGUUCAUGAACAACAUACCAGAAUUACUCACUACCCUGGUCGGGAGUACGGCCGCUAAAAAUGGGGCGAACAAAAUAUUCUUCGUCCUACAAGAUAAGAAAAUGAACAAACAAAUUUUUUAUGUUGGAUAAAAAAACUGCAACAGAACGCAUAAGAGAGAAAGCUCAAAUCGGUCAGUUCGAGAGAGCUGGACAGGCCGACAAAGGUUAUCCUUGCAACAGCACGCAACGCUAACAGCAAAAAAUAUCAAGAAUUGUUACUCUUCGAUUAAAAAUAAUUGUAUCUAUGCCUCAUGAAUGGACAUGACUAGGAGGGUCUUCUCACUCUUGAUAGCUGUCGGUUCCGGUAUGUGGACUGCCUGUGGGAUAUGUUUUGUUUUUCUAUUUAUUGUGAAUUGUCGAUAUGAAAAAGCCACACAGAUCAAGAAGAUCUGUAAAAUAGGCGCAUUCAGAGAUUUAAAUUCAUCCUCAGGACAUCUAGUGGGGAUAUUUACAAAAGCCGUAAAUAAUAAUAAUUUAUUGAUACCUUCUGCUUUCAUACAUGGGAUGAGGCAGAAAAAGGAUAAAAUUUUACUCGGCACUUAUACAAUCAUUCAACAUUCAAGUAAUUAUUAACAUCUGUUCAACAUUUAACGUUUUCCUUAAAUUUGUUGUAAUAAAGAGAUCUUAGGCUCAUA
Molecule: messenger RNA, 3561 nt
Organism: Coccinella septempunctata (seven-spotted ladybird)
Lineage: Eukaryota; Metazoa; Arthropoda; Insecta; Coleoptera; Coccinellidae
Gene: snz
Product: sorting nexin-25
Exons: 13
Coding region: 209-3016 (935 amino acids)
Cellular component (GO): intracellular membrane-bounded organelle
Molecular function (GO): phosphatidylinositol binding
Source: RefSeq, a predicted model, not a curated record